AGACUGUUUUCGCGCAAGCAAAAAAUCGAUACCAACAAGGUGCAAAAAGUGCGACCGUCUUCCCGACGACGACGACAACUCUCGGGAACCGGAAAUGAGCGCCACACUGGUGAGCAUCGCCGAGGAGGACUUUUUCGGGCUCGUCAUCCGGUACGGGCUGUACGUGGGGGCCAUCUUCCAGAUGGUCUGCCUGGCGGCCUGCAUCGUGCUGCCUGAUUCGUCCGGCGGAGGCGACGGCUGCUCGAAGGGAAAUGACAGUGAGGAUUCCAGCUCGGAACACUCGUCGCCGCAGAAUACACCGCGGCGUCCGUAUCAUCGCAGCCGGAAGCAAGACAAGAAGAAGAGGCGUUGAAUCUCGAGUAGUUGAAUAAGCAGCGGAUGUUUUGCAAUAGUUUAUUGAUGUGAUAUUUUGUUUUUUUUUUUUGUCAUUACUUAAGCUGCUACAUUCCGAGUUCUUUGUGUCAGAAAUACUCAUUUUAGUUUGUUCAGCAGGACUUUCUUUUAGCGUUGAAUAAAACAACAUUUACUAAUAGAGACGCAUCGUGCUCUAAAAAAUAAGUA
Molecule: messenger RNA, 561 nt
Organism: Culex pipiens pallens (northern house mosquito)
Lineage: Eukaryota; Metazoa; Arthropoda; Insecta; Diptera; Culicidae
Product: protein anon-73B1
Exons: 2
Coding region: 95-352 (85 amino acids)
Cellular component (GO): membrane
Source: RefSeq, a predicted model, not a curated record